Molecule: messenger RNA, 1362 nt
Organism: Rhododendron vialii
Lineage: Eukaryota; Viridiplantae; Streptophyta; Magnoliopsida; Ericales; Ericaceae
Exons: 8
Coding region: 274-1146 (290 amino acids)
Source: RefSeq, a predicted model, not a curated record
GACAUUUGCUCAUAAGCCAAACAAAUAACACUUUUAAAUCAAGUGAAAGAUACAUGAUCAGCAAGGUGAUCACGGUAUUUUCACAAUUGGCGAAACUUCCCAUAGAGACGGACAAUUCACUUGUUCGCGAUUCCCCCUCCUAUUUUCAUGUUUUUUAUAAUAAAAAAAAAAAAUGGAUUAGUUUUUCUUGCUUGCUGUACGAUUUUCCCUUCCACACUCUCUUGCUAACUUCCCAAGAACGCCCAAAAAGAUUUCAGCGGCUGCAAGAGUGAGAUGAUGGCUUCUCCUCUCCACCUUCAACCCCCCACUCUCUCUACCACCCCCACCCAUAUCUUCAUCCGAAGUACCCAUCUUGUCCCUUCCCCAACAACCCAUCUCAGACCCUCCUCCUCCUCCUCUUCUUCUUCUUACUACUACCGCAACAAGGCACACCUCAGCUUCUUCAAGUCCCUCACAGUAGUCCCGUUUGCCCUUACAGAAUCAGAAGGCUCUUCCAAAUCCCUUGACGAAGCAAACCAAGAUCUCCAAGUCCAAACCCUCCUUCAAGAACUCGCGGAAAGUUUUGUUCUUCCAGCGGAUUACUUUGGGCAGCUGCCUCGGGAUCUUCGAUUGGAUUUGAACGAUGCAGCUUUCGAUCUUUCUAGUGGCGCAAUCAUUGAUGAGUGUGGACGAGAGCUGGGAGAGACAUUGUUAAACAUAUCUCGAGCAUGGGAGCAAGCAGACACAUCAACUUCCAAAACUUUGGUGGGCAAGCUCCCUUUGUUAGUGGGCUCAUUGGGAGGUAACGCCCAAUCAGCAUUAGGCAGGCGGUUGGUAUCUGCUGGAAGGAGGUUCCAAUCCAUGGGACAAUAUGGUCAAGGUGAACUACAAAGGUUUGGGGAUCUUCAGGUUGAGCUUACAGCAGACAAGGCCUAUAUUGGAGCUGUAAUUAGUUUGAUUUUUGGGAUUAUUUCGUGGCAAUUAAAUCAAGGAGUCCAAAGCACACCAGAGAACUCAUUGCAAUAUGCAAAUGACAACGCUUUGCUUCUUGCCAAGUCCUUAAGGGGAGCACUACUAGCACUUGGCUAUUCAUCCUCUAUCUUAUCUGCUUUUACUGCUGUGGGACUUAUCUUGCUUGGACGACAACUCGAGCCAAAAGAAAAGUGACGUUAUGGGUGCUAUCUUUGCCUCCGUUUUGCUUGUAAAUUCUUUUGUACUCGGCAAGUUUCACUAGAUUAGUUACGAUAAUGAGGAUGAAAUGAACAAUUGUGAAAGAGUGACAUGGUCUUUGUCAUACCUAACAAGAGAGGAUAUUCUGGAAACACCGUUUUUAUCAUCUGAUGCCUUUUUUGGCCAGGAAUUUGUAGCUACAUUUCCCUGUAA